Molecule: messenger RNA, 3691 nt
Organism: Pelobates fuscus (common spadefoot toad)
Lineage: Eukaryota; Metazoa; Chordata; Amphibia; Anura; Pelobatidae
Gene: ZSWIM4
Product: zinc finger SWIM-type containing 4
Exons: 14
Coding region: 78-3350 (1090 amino acids)
Cellular component (GO): Cul2-RING ubiquitin ligase complex
Molecular function (GO): zinc ion binding
Source: RefSeq, a predicted model, not a curated record
UAGUGAGAUUUAAAGGGGCCGCACGGAGCGGCCAGACAGUGAGCAGCCGGGAUCCGGGCCACACACAGCGAGCACUCAUGGAUCCCAGCAUGGAUCCUCCUGUCAUCAAGAGGCGGUGUACCGGCCUGAUCCAGCGCUACAAGCCGGACUCACUGCUGGACCUGAGCGCCAAGAGAGUGGCCGAGACCUGGGCCUUCCAGCAGGUUGAGGAACGCUUCUCACGGGUACCAGAGCCCGUCCAGAAACGCAUUGUAUUUUGGUCCUUCCCGCGCAGUGAAAAGGAGAUCUGUAUGUAUUCGUCCCUUGGGACCAUUGGCUACCAAUCCCUUGACGGAGAGGAUGAAUCCCGGGUCCCCUUCAACCGAGGAUUGCAGCUCCUACAGUCUGGGGCUGUUCAGCGCGUCCUGCAAGUUGGGUUUCACCUCAGUGGAUCUGUUACAGAACCGGGUGAUCCAGAACGUACCUACCAAGUAUCAAUCAGCUUUGACCGAUGCAAGAUUACAUCUGUGAGCUGUGGCUGCGAAAACAAAGACAUUUUUUACUGUGCACAUGUAGUAGCUCUUUCCAUAUAUCGUAUUCGUCGGGCAAGAGGGGUGGAAUUGAGACUGCCCAUUUCAGAGACUCUCUCUCAGAUGAAUAGGGAUCAGCUACAGAAGUUUGUCCAGUAUCUGAUCAGUGAACAUCACACAGAAGUGUUGCCUACAGCCCAAAGACUUGCUGAUGAGAUUUUGCAGCUGGGAUCAGAGAUUAAUAUGGUUCAUGGAGCCCCAGAUCCUACGGCCGGAGCUGGACGCGAGGAUGAUAAUUGCUGGCACUUGGAUGAAGAGCAGAUUCAGGAGCAGGUGAAACAGCUUCUGACCAACGGAGGAUACUAUGGAUCCAGCGCUCAGUUGCACUGCAUGUUUAACAAAGUACGGGAGAUGUUACGGAUGCGAGACUCUAAUGGUGCCCGGAUGCUGAUCCUGAUGACUGAGCAGUUUUUGGAGGAUCCACGCUUAGGCCUGUGGCGGCAGCAGGGAGCUGGCAUGACUGAUAAAAGUCGACAGCUCUGGGAUGAGUUGGGUGCGCUGUGGGUGUGUGUUGCGCUCAACCCCCACUCUCGCCAAGAAGAGAAAGAAUCAUGGCGGGAACUGCUUCUGAAAUGGAAUGCUCUGGACACGUGUCCACUGGAAGAAGGCAACUACAGUGUUGAUGGACUUGGCUCACACUUGCAGCGUCUGAACGGGAACCAAGAACCUGUGGUUCGUCAUACGGUUUUUGCCAGGGCACUAAAAGCACUAGAAUUGCACUGGACAGAUCCUCACCUACAACGUAUACUUCAUGGAGAAACCCAUAUCGCUAGCAGUGGAGUGAAGAACAGCACAGACAAGUUGUUGUACGAUCCACAGGGUCGUCCAUUGUGGCUGGGGGAUCAGUUUCCCAUGGCCUCUGCACGUGUGGAUGCUUUAUACUUUCACGGAUACCCAUUACAGGCCUUUAGGCUUGCUGUAUGUGUUGCAAACACUAUGAGGUUUCUGCGCCAAAACCAGAUAGAAGGUGUGAAACACAGAAAAGAGUUCCCCAUAAAAGAGAGCACAACUCUCACAAAUCUGGAGAGCUGGGUUGGACACCCUUUGGAUCCAAUUAGUCGUAUAUGUCGGGUACUUCUGGACGCAUGCCUGCCGCUGGACGAAUCCAUAGUAAGAGACCCGGGGAAGGUGCCGUACCAGCAUAACCCAGUGCCGGGAGCUCCUGGAGAAUCUUACCUUUGCCUAGCUCUUGAGGUUGCAUUGAUGGCCCUUGGACAGCAGCGAGCAAUGCCGGAAGGUCUCUAUGCCCAGGACAAAAUGGUUCGCAAUGAAGAGCAGCUCAUUAGUGUUUUGGGGACCCUGCAUAUGGGUGAUCGCAUGGUACAAGUACUAAGGAAGCAGGCCAUGCUGCUUUUGGAGGGGGGGCCAUUCAGCGGAUUUGGAGAAGUCAUUUAUCGUGAAAGCAUUCCUAUGCAUACUUUUGCUCGCUUUUUGUUUAACACCCUUCUGCCGCAUGAUGCAGACCUAGCGUAUCAGAUUGCAUUAAGAGCUAUGAGGCUACCUGUCCUUGAAACUCUUCCCCCACACCUUGGAUCCGACCUCUUGCCUCUUGACUCCAUGUUGACCAGCAGGUUCCCCCGUUGGUUCGUCUUGGGACAUCUGGAGACGAGACAGUGUGAACUUGCAUCAGCGAUGUUGACCACCGCCAAGGGAGACCCAAAGUGGCUUCACUCAGUUCUGGCAUCCAUUCAGCAACAUAUCCACUCGCCUGCCAUGCUUUUCAAGCUGGCACAGGAUGCCUGUAAGACUGCAACACCACCCAAUACAUCACCUGACGCCACAUUACUAAAGAUUUCCCUGGAGCUGGGAUUACAGGUCAUGAGAAUGACUUUAACAACCCUGACAUGGAGACGCCGUGAAAUGGUGCGCUGGCUUGUGUCUUGUGCUACAGAGAUUGGGGUUCAGGCUUUAAUAAGCAUUAUGCAGAAUUGGUACAGCCUCUUUACUCCCAUUGAGGCAACUAGCAUUGUGGCGGUUGCUUGUACAUCCCCUGCCACCCUCCUGCGCUUCAGCUCUGACCCUCGUCAACGUGAAGAGUUGUGUUCCUGUUCCCGUGCCUUAGCUCUUCAGUGUGCUAUGAAGGAUCCACAAAGCUGCUCUCUGCCUGCCCUAACACUCUGUGAAAAAGACCACACGUCAUUUGAAUCUGCCUAUCAGAUUGUCCUGGAAAGUGCCAGCUCAGGCCCUGGUGCCCACACCCACCUUUUUACCGUUGCCCGCUAUAUGGAACACCGGGGUCUUCCGCUCAGAGCCUUCACUUUGUGUACUCUGGCUCUCUCCAAUCUGACAAUCGGUUUCAGUCAAGAUGCUCACCCAGCUGUCAGUGACGUCCUGUGGGCCUGCUCCUUGGCUCAUUCCUUGGGCAAAAUGGAGCUGAGUGCUAUAGUACCACUAAUAAUCAAGAGUGUUCAGUGUGCCCCUGUAAUAUCGGAUAUUUUGCGCCGGUGCAGUCUGGCACCUCCAGGUUUGGCACCAAACCUUCAGUCAGCUUCUUCUAACGCAGGGCGAGGACGAGGAACUGGCCUAAGAGCAGAAAAGACUCCUCUAUGCCAGCUACUCGAUGCAGCAAUUGCAGCUUAUGUCAGCAGCACUCACUCACGCCUUACCCACAUCAGCCCACGACACUACGUAGACUUUAUAGAGUUCCUCACCAAGGCCCGUGACACUUUUCUUCUAGCCGCUGAUGGGCAUCAUCGGUUCGCCCAGUUUCUGGAGAACCUGAAGAUAACUUACAGGGGUAAGAAGAAACUGAUGCUAUUGGUGAGGGAAAGGUUUGGCUGAUUGCAAUAUGUAUAAGGGGAGGCUGGAGGAAUCCGUUCUUGAAGACUUGACUUCCUUUCCCUGGAGUGCAGACCUUCCAUGGACAGGAAUGGUCUUCCAUCAAUCUUCUGUCUGACAUUGGACACAUUUCCUGCUGGUGGAAGGGACUCCAGCGAAGGAGAUUUUCGGAAAAAUCCGUGCAGUAUCCUUGUGACUUGCAGAUUUAAAAAAACUUUUUUUUUUUUUUUUUAUUUUAAACUUUCUUUUUAUUUAUAACAGGUACAACUCCUCCCUUUCUUCCACUGCCACAUCCCCUCUACUCUCAGUGGAGCAAUCCGUUAUGUAUAGGCCACAGCUCAUGU